UGGCAAUGGUACCUGGACCAUGGUGUUCUAGGACCCCUGGCCUGGCACUGGUGACUGCUGACCUCUGGAAGAAGCAAUGGCUAGGAGGAUUCACCUCUUCCCCACAGGCACCCAGAAGAGCCCGGAAGCGAGCAGAGGGCACAGCCAGUUCCAACGUCUUCUCGAUGUUCGACCAGUCCCAGAUUCAGGAGUUUAAGGAGGCCUUCACUAUCAUGGACCAGAACCGGGAUGGCUUCAUCGACAAGGAGGACCUGAGGGACACCUUUGCCGCGCUGGGUCGUAUAAACGUCAAAAACGAGGAGCUGGAAGCCAUGGUGAAGGAAGCCCCAGGGCCCAUCAACUUCACCGUCUUCCUGACCAUGUUUGGGGAGAAACUCAAAGGCACGGACCCAGAAGAGACCAUACUGCAUGCCUUCAAGGUGUUUGACACUGAAGGAAAAGGCUUCGUCAAGGCCGACUUCAUUAAGGAAAAACUGAUGACUCAGGCUGACCGGUUCAGUGAGGAGGAGGUCAAGCAAAUGUUUGCAGCUUUCCCGCCAGAUGUCUGUGGCAACUUAGACUACAGGAAUCUGUGCUACGUCAUCACACACGGCGAGGAGAAGGACUAGAAGAUGCGCUCCCUCUAUACCUGGAGUUGGCCAAGACUGGCUGCGUUGGGGGACGGGUGCAAGGCUUCUGUUGCCAGCACGGGCAGGGGAAACAGUCUCCAUCACCCCCGGAGUCCAGAGCUGAAGUGGGAAUAAAUAACACAGAGAU
Onychomys torridus (southern grasshopper mouse) is the source of this 756-nucleotide messenger RNA. It is a transcript of the gene Myl10, whose product is annotated as myosin light chain 10. Gene Ontology annotation, molecular function: calcium ion binding. The record is from RefSeq and is a predicted model, not a curated record. Lineage: Eukaryota; Metazoa; Chordata; Mammalia; Rodentia; Cricetidae. The coding region runs from base 6 to 608 and encodes 200 amino acids. Gene Ontology annotation, cellular component: cytoplasm; mitochondrion. The transcript is spliced from 6 exons.